Messenger RNA from Botrytis fragariae, 2052 nucleotides. Its product is annotated as putative extracellular serine-rich protein. The transcript is spliced from 9 exons. Bases 1 to 2052 code for a protein of 683 amino acids. The record is from RefSeq and is a predicted model, not a curated record. Lineage: Eukaryota; Fungi; Ascomycota; Leotiomycetes; Helotiales; Sclerotiniaceae.
AUGGCUAUCGAAGAGAUAAUUACAGACCCAUCCCUCAAGCUUGCACUUGAAACUUCGAAUCAGACGCGGGAACAAGCAAUUGCUCUUCUAGACUUCGUAUCGGCUGCAUCUACAACCUCCCCUCCGUCGAACGAAGUUCUACUACAGAUUUCUAAACAACAAAAACUACUCCUUACAUACCUCGCACAAUUGAGAGGUCUACAUCGUGAUUCUCAUGCCGGCGCACGAGAAACAAAAGCUUUAACCGCGGAAGCGCGUCAAGAAGUAGAUAGGCUACAUUUACAACUUCAAAAUCUAUACUAUGAACAACGGCAUUUACAAGGAGAGAUUGCUGCUUGCGAAUCAUAUGAUCAUAAAUAUCAGCAACUUCCCCUGAUACCAGUCGACGAAUUCUUAGCGCAACAUCCUGAACACGCUGACGCUGAUGAGAAUGCGCUUAUGAUUGCAAGAAUAGAUCAUGAACAUCAGGAAAGAUUGAAGUUGGAGGAACAGAGACAAGGGCUUUUAAAGAAGAAACAAGGCUUGAUUGCCGAUAAUAAGAAGAGAAAGGAUGAUCUAGCCAACCUUGACAAAGAUUUGGAAAAGUUUAUCGAUGCUGCGAAACCGAUACAGAAAACCUUUGAGCGUGUGUUGAGGAGUCAAGAGGAAACCGACCUUGAUAGUGUACCUGGAGAGGUCAACAUCGGUGCAACCCGUGUACUGGGAGAACAAACACAAGCUACUAGAAAGCCACAUCAUAUCACAGGAAUGCCGACGCAUGUGGUUUCGGUUGGCAUAGAAGGAUUGCAGUUUACGCCGACGGAGUUGAGUGCGAAUGUUAGUGAUGUGAUAGAAUUUCGAUUUUAUCCUCAAAAUCAUUCGGUUGCGAGAGCAGAAUAUGGAAGCAAUAGAGCGUGUAUUCCAUAUGAAGUUACGGGCGUCAACAAGCGGGGGUUUUGGAGUGCUUUUCAUCCGAUCAAUGUGGUUUUAAAUGAUCCUCCGAAAUUCCAAGUCGUUGUCAAUGAUACGAAUCCCAUCUUCUUUUAUUGUUCAGCUCCAGGAGCGUGCCAUGAGGAUGGAAUGAUUGGUGUAAUUAAUGCUAACUCAACUCAAACAUUCGCCAAUCAAUUGGAAUACGCGAAAAACUCCUCGAUACAAUUCAGUCCUGGCGAAAACUUCCCCGUCGAAGCUACUUCAUCCUCCUCUUCGACUGCUCGUCCGACAUCUACCUCGUCCUCAGGCGACUCCCCCAGUACCACUACCUCCGCUUCCACAAUAAUCGUUACAGACUCUUCUCCCUCUUCUUCAACCUCCUCCAAGCUAUCCCCAGGCGCUAUAGCAGGGAUAGCCAUCGGCGCAUCCGCACUCGUCCUACUAGCCAGCGCCCUCCUCUACCUCUGCGGCCGCCAACGCACCAUCAAAGAAAUAAUCCAUCACAACUCCCGUCCCUCAAACAUGACUUCACAUACCCAUUCCAAUCCGCAUCACCCCGGUGGUCCCAACCCCCAAUCCUAUAUCGCGCCCUCGGCAACUCUUUCUGAAACAACGUAUUACAAUAAACCUCGAAAUCUCAUGACGGAAAAUGAAAUUCGCGGGCUGGGACAAUUUUCCGGCGCCGGAAGCGAAAAUCAUUCGCAUCUUUCUGAGUCGAAUAUUGGGAGUGAGGGCUAUGGACGGAGUCGCAGUCGGAGUCCGGGGGCGGAUGAAUAUGGUAUGGUCAUUCCGCCGUUAAAUUUAGGGGGAAGUGGGAGUGGGAGUGGCGGGAGAGGAGCGGAGGGAAGAGCGAGCCCGAAUCAUCACCAAGGGAAUGUGAAUUCGGGUGGAAAUGUGAGUUUACCGAAUAGUCCUGGAAUGUCUGGAUCUUUGGGUGUACAGAUGGGGAUGGGAGAGAGGUGGGAACGGGAAAGGGAGAGCGAGAGAUUGAGGGGACUAAGAUCCUCUCCCUCUCCGGGAACUCCAAAUCAUUCCCACUCCCACGCUUCAUCGUCAGGACCCCACGAAUUAGCUACGCAUCAGGAUCGAGACAGUAUGCGCGGACAUGGCCAUGAUCGAUACGAUGAUCCGGAAAUGUGA